AUGUUGAAUGUAUUGGGUCGUUUCUCCCCUAAAACGGGAAAACACGCAUCAAAGUCUGUCAGUGUAAAGGAAACUGAUUUCACAAUGCCACACUGGGAGGGUCACGAGAUCGGCGUUCUGUCGACACUUGCGGGUUGCGCAGGAAUCCUGCAUGGAUCCAUGCCAAAGGGAUGGGUACGAUCAUUCAUCCAUCGUCAACCAGUUCCAGCCAUGUCCGUCUUCAUGUUCAGUGUAGGUGUACUUCUGCCGGUAACUGUUGUUCCGCUUCGUCGCGCAAUUGGACUCCCAACAAACCAAUAUGAUGCUGAGCACCCCAAGGUUAAAUACCCCAAAUUUGAAGCUUUGGAGUAA
Cylindrotheca closterium is the source of this 351-nucleotide messenger RNA. Lineage: Eukaryota; Bacillariophyta; Bacillariophyceae; Bacillariales; Bacillariaceae. The record is from the annotation of a GenBank genome assembly.